This is a messenger RNA of Pedinophyceae sp. YPF-701, 1887 nucleotides long. NCBI's taxonomy places the organism in Eukaryota, Viridiplantae, Chlorophyta, Pedinophyceae. The record is from the annotation of a GenBank genome assembly.
AUGGACGAGGUCACGCGCCUCCGCGAGACCCUCGAGAGCCUCCGUCGCGAGAACGCCGAGCUGAAGACCCAGCUCACCUCGCUGCGCACGCGCACGGGCACCCUGACCGACGCCGGCGCGAGGCCCGCCGCCCAGGCGGCCCCGGCGCCCGUCCAGGAACCCCAGGAACUCCAGGAGGCGCCCCCGGCCCCCGCGGAGCCCGCGGCCCCGGAAGCGGACCCCUACCAGAUGGACUCCGAGGCCCUCGUUGCGGCAAUCAGCCGAGGGAUCGCCUGGCCCCAGCCCGGCGAGGCCUUCUGGGAGCGCCCUGCGCGCACGGAGCCGAUGCCGUUCUCCGUUGGCGGCGAGGACGAGUUCGGGCCGCCGCCCGUGGACGCGCGCCGGAUGAGCAUUGUGCACCUGACGGCGGAGAUGGCCCCUUACGCCAAGGUCGGCGGCCUCGGCGACGUCGUCACGGGCCUCAGCAAGGCGUGCCUCGACCGCGGGCACGACGUCGCGGUGAUGAUGCCCUACUACCAGUGCCUCCCGGACGACAAAAUCGAAGACCUGCGCCACGAGCGCGACAUCCAGGUCCCCACGGGCAAGUUCUGGGACGGCGUCAUGCAGCAGAGCAACCUGCGCACGUCGAUCUGGCGCGGGAAGAUCGUGGGCAUCCCCGUGAUCCUCCUCCGCCCGGACUGGGACCAGACGAACCUCUUCCGGGGCGACCGCAUCUACGGGGGGAGUUACAACGAGACCGAGGCGUACCUGUUCUUCGUGCGCGCCAGCCUCGAGUACCUCGCGCAGAUCGGCGUGUGCCCGGACGUCCUGCACGCCCACGAGUGGCAGUGCGCCGCCACGGGGAUGCUCUACUGGGAGCACUUCUGCAACCAUGGCCUCAACGGGGCGCGCGUGGUGCUGACCGUGCACAACAUGGCCAACUCCGGCGAGGUGCGCCAGGACGAGUUCGCCGCCACGGGCCUCCCCGGCGAGAUGUUUGCCAGCGUCGACAAGGCCCUGGACGAGCGCACCAUCGGACACAACCCCGAGCGCCUCAACCUCCUCAAGGGCGGCAUCAUCUACUCGAACUUCGUCACGACCGUCUCGCCGACCUACGCCACCGAGACCAUCGAGAGCGGCGCCGCGGGGUUCCUGGGCUCGACGCUCGCGCGCACGGACGUGCGCGCAAAGUACGCCGGCGGCCUGAACGGGAUCGACCAGCAGCUGUGGCACCCCCCGCGCGACGACGUGCUCCCCGCGACCUUCUCCGGGGUGGGCAUCUGGGAGGGCAAGGCGCUCUGCAAGCGCUACCUCCAGAUGGGCCUCGGCAUGAACGUGGACCCGAACAAGCCGCUGGUGGCGUGCGUGACGCGUCUGGUGCCCCAAAAGGGCAUCCACCUCAUCGAGCGUGCGGUGCGGCGCACGGCCGAGACGGGCGGGCAGUUCGUGCUCCUGGGUACGGGCCACGCGGACGGCGGGUUCCGCGGCAUGGCCGAGCACGAGUUCAACGGGUCAAAGGAUGUACGGCUCAUGCUGUUGUACAGCGAGGCGCUGUCGCGGCUGAUUUACGCGGCGGCGGACAUCGUGGUCGUGCCGUCGAUGUUCGAGCCGUGCGGGCUGACGCAGAUGAUCGCGAUGCGGUACGGCGCGCUCCCGCUUGUGCGCGCGACGGGCGGGCUGGCGGACACCGUGAUCGACGUCGACGAGAACGCUGACGGCAACGGGUUCUCGUUCCAGGGCACGGACGAGGGCGCGCUCGACCACGCGCUGUACCGUGCGUUCAAGCGGUACCACGAGCAGCCGGAGUGGUGGCAGGAGCGGGCCAAGGCGAACAUGGCGCUGGACUGGUCUUGGGACACCAGCGCGGACUCGUACCUCGGCAUCUACAAGAAGCUCCGUGGCUACUGA